AUGUUGAGCCCUCAAUACCGCGGGAUGGUUCCGAUCAUCGGUAAGAGUAUCAACGCCAAGCCGGCCACCUCACCACUCGCAAAUUAUGGACGCUUCGGCACCCACGGCGGACGACACGGAGGGAGGCCGGGUCCAGUCCCUGAUCCCUGGCCGACGCUGCUUUCCGACAACGACUACUCUCGACCCCUUCUUUGCAUGUCACGUACCGUUGGGUCGCCCAAAUGCAUGCAAGGACACCACGGCUCUGCGACUCAAAUACACCCUGGACGCGGUGUAUCUGCUUAGUGUGCCUGGAUGGUGAAGCCAAUCAUUCAACCCCACCCCCAAAGAUCCUAGGUCCGCCUAGCACCACGUGAGCCAAUCGCCGCACGACGCCGUGCAGCCUUGGAAAGCUACAUACAUGUAGCCUUGUGCCUCUUUGCCACAAUGUUGCUAACUUUUGACACCUAGAUACGCCGUCUCGCAAGAUAGGUGCCGCCCAAGCCCCAUCAUGUGGAUGCUCCACAGCAGACCAGUAAAACAUGGAUAAUUGACAAAUCACAUCAUGGAUGCAACGGUCACUUUGACCGUAUAACAAAAACUUGGCGAGGCUGAUGUCUUAUCGCCCUGCCUUUGCCCCAAGGACUCCGGUACGGCAGCGAGAUCGUUGCUGUGUCGUGAUAUCAGAUUUUUGCAACCGCAUGCACUCUCCUCCGUCUCGUUUCCAAUCACUACCCCGCCAUCAUUUACACCGCUUCCGAAAACACCCACUUGUCGUCGGUCCUGCUAGGCGAUGUACAGCGCUCGCUCAGGACGUUCAAACCCAUCAUGGAUCCACCGUUGGUUCAUGGUUCCUCGGAGACCCAAAGCCUGCUAUAGACUACAGUCCGGUGGUCCAGCUGGUCGAGAUACCACAUCUCCGUCAGCCCAUACUGCCAUGGAUCCCGAUACAUCCAUGGCUCGCCUUCGGCAUGUGCGAUACAGCCAGAAAGCUUUUGCGAAUGUCAACGCGAUUCCUGUCCGAUGCGACAAGCUAUACUCCUCGUAUCCGUUCCACGCCAGUACUCCGUACAGAGAUACUGAUACCCGUCAAGUCCUUGUGGAUUGAACGAAGAUGACAAGCCAGCCACGUCCGGUACCUGAACACCCUGGAAGCUAGGCGACGGUGCACGCGAGAUGGAGUUGAACAUGGAUUUCGAAUCCGUGUCGUGAGCUCCCUACUAGGAGAGGGGGGCAGGACAUGUGGUUGAGGACCCCUCACCCCGGCGAAGAAAGUCUUUAUGAUCACGCUCUAGGCGUGGUUUUACCGCACCCACCCUUGUUUCUAUUGAUUAACCGACCGAGCACCACACCAUCAAGCUCGGCGAGCCGAGCGAUGAGCCACAUGGAUGGCCGGCGUAGGCAGCGUGACACUAUGCUGAGCCUUUUCAAUAUCGGCGUCAGUCAUUUGCCCUUUUGGCAAAGAUGGGACCGGCCGGAUACGGCUUCAAAUGAUGCAUGGUCUCUGCCAGUAGAGGGGACAGAGCAAGAAAGCCUUGGUUGCAAAUUCCAAAACUAUUGCCGGAUACCAGGAACCACAAAGAUGGAAGAUUACUCGCCGACAGCUACUUGAUUUCUGUCUGUGGACAGGCGGAGGGGAGGUGUGGCUCAGGUCUCCAUCUGUCCUAUUCCGUUUCC
This is a messenger RNA of Colletotrichum destructivum, 1656 nucleotides long. RefSeq lists its product as uncharacterized. The record is from RefSeq and is a predicted model, not a curated record. The transcript has a single exon. The coding region runs from base 1 to 285 and encodes 94 amino acids. Lineage: Eukaryota; Fungi; Ascomycota; Sordariomycetes; Glomerellales; Glomerellaceae.